Messenger RNA from Culex pipiens pallens (northern house mosquito), 2190 nucleotides. RefSeq names its product polypeptide N-acetylgalactosaminyltransferase 35A-like. Gene Ontology annotation, molecular function: Notch binding. The transcript has 4 exons. Gene Ontology annotation, cellular component: Golgi apparatus. Gene Ontology annotation, biological process: regulation of Notch signaling pathway. Lineage: Eukaryota; Metazoa; Arthropoda; Insecta; Diptera; Culicidae. Bases 128 to 2080 code for a protein of 650 amino acids. The record is from RefSeq and is a predicted model, not a curated record.
CAUGUUGCUUGUUUCGUAGUAGCAAAAUAUUGUUUUCCCUACGUUGAUCUCGAAUUAAGUUAGAAAAAUGUUAUUAUUGUGUGCUAAUAUUGAGCUAGCAAACACAUCCAUCGAAUAAGGAAAUCGAAUGACUAAGGAGAAGUACAAGAGAAUCUCAAGAAUGGUGAGCAAAUCGUUUUUGUGGGGAGUGAUUGCCGCCUCGCUGACCUGGUCUGUCAGUUUGUAUCUGUACUGGAAUCUCAUGACCGAUGGAACUGGAGCUGCGUCUUCUUCGCCGGCAGCUUUGGCUUCCUCGAACGAACAGCGGGUCGCCCCGGAACCUGUUGAACAGGUGGUGCCACAGCAUCGGCAUAGCAAUCUGAUUGAAUCGGAUUCGUUGGAGGGCAAGUCGAGGAACGAAAAGAGUUUUAGCUUCUUCAAGGAGAAGUACAAGCGGUACCAGAAGGAGCAGGAGUACCGGAAGAUUAGCCACAAGCUGUUCGAUGAGUUGCGGCCGAUGGUGCCGAACGGGACGGAUGAGUUUGGGAUGGUGAGGAACUCGGAGGAGCAGUUUAUACGGGACGUGGGUUACAGGAAGCAUGCGUUCAAUGUGCUUGUUAGCAGCAAGAUUGGACCGUUUCGAGAGGUUCCGGAUACGAGGCAUAAGCUGUGCCCCGAGCAAAGCUACGACAAGGUGCUUCCGUCCGCUUCGAUCAUCAUGUGUUUCUACAACGAACACCUGCAGACGCUGCUCCGAUCGGUAAACUCGGUGCUCCAACGAACUCCGGCCUACCUGUUGCACGAGAUAAUCCUGGUGGACGAUUGCAGCGACUUUGACGAUCUGGGCGAUGAUCUGGAGGUGGGGCUGAAAAAGUUCAACAAUUCCAAGGUAAGACUGAUACGGAAUCGGGACCGGGAGGGCCUGAUGCGGUCACGGGUGUACGGUGCUCGGAAUGCCACCGGGGACGUGCUGGUGUUUCUGGACAGCCACAUCGAGGUGAAUGUGGACUGGAUUGAACCGUUGCUGCAGCGGAUCAAGGUGAAUCGGACGAUUCUGGCGAUGCCGGUGAUUGAUAUUAUUAAUUCGGACACGUUUGCGUACACAUCGAGUCCGUUGGUACGGGGAGGGUUCAACUGGGGACUGCACUUCAAGUGGGAUAAUUUGCCGAAAGGGUCGUUGGCCAAAGAGACGGACUUUGUUGGUCCGUUUCAGUCGCCGACCAUGGCUGGUGGGCUGUUUGCCAUGGAUAGGAAAUACUUUAAGGAGCUAGGUGAAUACGACAUGGGGAUGGACGUAUGGGGUGGAGAGAACCUGGAGAUUUCUUUCCGGGCUUGGCAGUGUGGUGGAUCUAUCGAGCUGUUGCCGUGUUCGAGAAUUGGUCACGUUUUCCGCAAGCGGAGACCUUACGGAUCUCCGGACGGAACGGACACGAUGAUACGGAACAGUUUGCGGCUGGCACGCGUCUGGAUGGACGAUUACAUCAAAUAUUUCUUCGAGAAUCAACCGCAUGCCAACAAGCUCGACGCCGGAGACUUGUCCGAGCGGCAGGAACUUCGAAAUCGUCUCAACUGCAAAUCAUUCGAGUGGUACCUGAAGAACAUCUACCCACAGCUGAGGCUCCCAGGGGAAAAGACCACCGACGCGAACGUGUCGCAGCCCAAGUUCCAGCCGUGGCACUCGCGCAAACGGAACUACGUCAGCAGUUUCCAGAUCCGGCUGAGCAACUCGAGCCUCUGCAUGACCACGGAAAGUACCAAGGAGAAGAGCCUGUGGAAGAAGGGCUCGCACCUGGUGCUGCAACCGUGUUUGCGGGUCAAAACGCAGAUGUGGUACGAAACGGAAAAGGCUGAGCUGGUGCUCGGGCAGCUGCUGUGUCUGGAGGCACCCUCGAGCGCGACCAAGGGCACCCCGAUGCUGAAUAAGUGUCACGAGAUGGGCGGCGAUCAGGCGUGGAAGCAUCGGAAGACGAAAGGAACGCCCAUCUACAACAUCGCGUCCGGCAGCUGUCUGGCGGUGCACGAGAUCCGGAAGGGCGCCCCCGUGGGGCUGGAUCUGUGCGUCAACUCUCCGCGAAGCACGUGGGAUCUGGUGAUUUCCUGAGUGUACGCGUUACCAUUUUUGUGUAUAUCAGUGGGUAGAUAAUUCGAAAUCUGAUUAAUUAUAAGUAUAACGUUGUUUUUCUAUAAUAUAUGUUCUUCCAUAAAAUUAAA